AUGCAUUACAACCAGGGCGAUCUAAAAUCGAUGAGAAAGGUCAUCGAAUCAAUUAGCAUAGAUGCUUCUCACGCCAUGGAUUGCAGAAACCAAACACACACGCUGCAGACCGAGAUUCACGAACUACAAAAACAACUACUGGGUCUCAUAGACAAGAAACAAGCUGUGUCCGAUGAUUUAUUCAUUCAAGAAUUUCGUGCCUUAGGCUCUUGGAUCAAGUCAUUCAGCAGGGAUUUUGAAGUUGGCGAUAUGUCCCAAAUUAUGUGCAUCACAGAUAUUCGCCGAAGCCGUCUUUUGAAUGGCGCCCGCCUGCCUUCUGGACAUGUGAUUUCGAACAUCAACUAUCUCAUCGAGGCAUAUAUGUGGUCCAUACUAAUACAGGAAAUUUUUGAUUCUCCUUUUCUCAUGUUGGGAUAUCGGUAUGGGGACCUUACCGAUAGCUUCACCUCCUUGUUCGGCAACGACCACCAAAACGAAUGGCCUAUUCCACACGAAAACGUGGAACGAUGGAAGUAUCAAACCAUCGAGCAUUUUGUGCAGGAAGUUGGUUUCGAUGCAAUCGCUAAAGGAACUCCCGCGCCAAAAAACCCAGUCAUGGCCGAGAGUAUCAGUUACCAGCGCGAGAGUGUCAUAAAGCAUAUCGCGAAACCACUUACCUGCCUCAAGACAAACCUCGAAUUUGGCAAUUUAAGAGCGAUUGUUAACAAGGCUUUCAAACUCUCGCUGCAGAUGAACCUUCAGCGCUGCCGCCUUCAGGCAGUCUUUCCUACAGUGGGAGACGGAUUCCGUCGAGAAAACCACCAUGGACUGACGAGCGUUAAGGAGUGUGAAGAUGUAAAAAGGGGAGUUGUGGCUUUCACCGUCAACCCGGGACUUGCAAAAUGGGGCGAUACUCAUGGCCAAAACCUCCGCGAGCGCGUGGACUUGGUGCCCACACUUGUCUACGUUCAGCCACCGGCCACCAUCAAGAGGGAGUAUAUUGAUUGA
This is a messenger RNA of Periconia digitata, 987 nucleotides long. NCBI's taxonomy places the organism in Eukaryota, Fungi, Ascomycota, Dothideomycetes, Pleosporales, Periconiaceae. The record is from the annotation of a GenBank genome assembly.